Messenger RNA from Saccostrea echinata, 930 nucleotides. RefSeq lists its product as uncharacterized. The coding region runs from base 32 to 700 and encodes 222 amino acids. The transcript has 4 exons. NCBI's taxonomy places the organism in Eukaryota, Metazoa, Mollusca, Bivalvia, Ostreida, Ostreidae. The record is from RefSeq and is a predicted model, not a curated record.
AUUCAUAGUUGUUAUGAGGUAGAACGGAAAUAUGCAGACCAGCUCUAUUGUAGCGUCUGUGGCUAUUAGCUGUUUUCUCCACACUGUUAUAGACUUUUUCAAGGACAACUUGAAAGAUGACCAAAAGUUGGUGACAAAUGUUAGUCAAAUUCAUGAUCUGAAAUUAAACGUGCUCAACCAUGAGAAAUGGGUAAAUGAAACUUUGCAGGGAAAUAUUACAGCAUUAGAAUCGAAACUGACAAAAACGGAAGAAGCGGCAUUGGGAGAGUGCCAAAAGAUCACCAGUUAUUUGCAGACGAACAAAAUGGAGAUGCAAACACUGGUAGAGAAGCAGAGAGAACAGCAAAAAUUUAUUAUAGAUCAAGAAAGCAGACUUCGUAUUAAUGAGAAGGCUUUUGUUGAUAUGGAGAAAAAAUUGGAUAAGAUGGAAAACGAACUAUUAAAGUAUAAAGAAUCGCGAAAUGGCCAGAUUGACACAACUGAUCCACCCACAUCCUUAAUUCAAGUAAUUCAACAGCAGUCACAAGCAUAUCUUCCAAUCACAGUGUUCUUGUUGACUGUUGGCGAAGUUGUGUUGUUUAUAUUGGUGAUUGUGUCCAGGAGGGUGAAGAUAGCAGUGCCAAGUGAGAACGGUUUAACAAACGAAGCCCAGAAAAACCAUAGAAAAAGAAACAGAGGAAAGAUUCGUGAUAAUGCCUGAAAACUUAAAAAGUUUUACUUCAGUGACUGAAGCCGAAUUAGCCUUCUGAUCAGGAGUAGUCCAUCGUCUGUCUGUUGUUAAAAACUUUUUAUAAUUUUGAAUAAUUUUUUUCAGAAUUACUAAGAAUAAGCCAGUUUCAGCCAAACUUGUCAAGAGGUGUCCUUGAUUUAAGAGAAAUCACAUUUUAUUCACGUUAAUUAGAAAAUAAAAAUAAGGGUUUGAAAUUUUCA